Molecule: messenger RNA, 1146 nt
Organism: Daldinia childiae
Lineage: Eukaryota; Fungi; Ascomycota; Sordariomycetes; Xylariales; Hypoxylaceae
Product: Polygalacturonase
Exons: 1
Coding region: 1-1146 (381 amino acids)
Biological process (GO): pectin catabolic process
Cellular component (GO): extracellular region
Molecular function (GO): polygalacturonase activity
Source: RefSeq, a predicted model, not a curated record
AUGCAUAACCUUGCGGUUCUUGGUCUCGCCACUCUGGCCCUCGCGGCCCCGAGCACUCUUAACGAGAGGGCCAGUACUUGUACUUUCACAUCGAUAGACACUCUGGCGUCGAAGAAGAAGUCUUGUACCGACAUCGUGAUCAAGGGGGUCACUGUUCCAGCUGGACAGACACUCGACUUGACCGGCCUCACUGAUGGUACAACUGUCACCUUCCAAGGCACCACGACGUUCGCGUAUAAGGAGUGGGAGGGCCCCCUAAUCAGCGUCUCGGGAACCAAGAUCACUGUUAAAGGCGCCAGUGGUCAUGUCAUCGACGGCCAGGGCGCAAAGUGGUGGGACGGAAAGGGUAGCAACGGAGGCAAGAAGAAGCCCAAGUUCUUCUACGCCCACAGCCUGAAGUCAUCGACGAUCACCGGGCUCAACAUCAAGAACACCCCGGUCCACGGCUUCUCCAUCAACGGUGCCAAGGGUCUAACUUUAGACCACAUCACCAUCGACAACUCAGCCGGCGACUCCGGCGGCGGCCACAACACCGACGCCUUCGACGUCGGCUCCUCCGACAACGUCAAGAUCAUCGGCGCCAACGUCAAGAACCAGGACGACUGCUUAGCCAUCAACUCGGGUACCAACAUCGAAUUCACGGGCGGCACCUGCUCAGGCGGCCACGGGCUCAGCAUCGGCUCCGUCGGCGGCCGCAGCAACAACGAGGUGCGCAACGUGGUCAUCUCCGGAUCCACGAUCAGCAACUCGCAGAACGGCGUGCGCAUCAAGACGGUGUACAACGCGUCCGGCUCCGUCAGCAACAUCACGUACUCGGACAUCAAGCUCAGCAACAUCUCCAAGUACGGCAUCGUCAUCCAGCAGGACUACGAGAACGGCAGCCCUACCGGCACCCCUACGACCGGCGUCCCCAUCACCGAUCUCAAGAUCAACAAGGUCACGGGUACCGUUACGAAGGAUGCUACUAAUGUGUACAUCCUGUGCGGCAAGGGGUCGUGCAGCAACUGGAAGUGGACUGGUGUGAGCGUUUCUGGGGGCAAGAAAGCUCCAAGUGCGCGAACAUUCCUUCGUCAGCUGCUUGCUAGAUGUUUUAGUCAAGUCAAUUCUUGUAUAUAUGUAGCCGCGAUAUAUAUAAAUAAAGUGUAG